AUGAACCUAAAUACACCGCUUCAAGGUGCCCACAUCCAAGAUCCCUUCGGUCUGACUUUGGCGAAUGAGUUAUGGGGAGUCGAAUACCCACCAGGCACAAAGUUGUCACGUCUCUCUUAUGCUCUUGUCAGACAGGUGCUGACUCCGGACCUCCUUAGAAAAGACGACCGCCUAGAUAGCUACAUCCUGGCACUGGAAGACAAGCUGUGCGUGUUUAACCCGUCCUGGCAUAUAAUCCGGAACUUUCAACACCUAGUCGAUCUUGUUCAACUGCUAAAGGACACAUGGGGAAUGAAACGCGAGAGCCUCCUUCCUCACUUAGCAGCUUUCCAGCCGAAGGACCAGAAGUUGUACACUUCGAUAGAUUUUGCCGUCCAAACCUGGCUGCUGCUUGGCUUUCACAAUGGCGGCGAGAAUAGGCCGCCGGGUGAGCUCAUCUUCGACUGGCGGCCGCUCCAGAAGCUCGAAGAAGCUAUCGUGGCCAACCUCUCUAGAGAUGACCAGGAGGAACUGGAGCCAGACCGCCUGUUUUCCGACAAUUUCAACCUUCGCGAUAUCCACGUACUCGGGGACUUUGUGAUCCAGCCGACGGACAACAUCCUCCAGCACUUGUCUGUACAGAAGUAUCGGGGCAGGGAGUUCAGGGUGACGGUAUUUGUCUUCUUCUACGCCAACCGCGUGCCCACCCCCUUUAUAAACGAGACCCUGCGCACUUUGGCCUUGCUGCUCCCACCUCACGAGCCUGAUGUCAAUGAUUGGUUUUCACAUUAUUCGGCCAAAAUGCAGCGCAAAAUGCAACGCACCCGGCGGCGAGGACGUCUGUUGGGUAUCGAUCCCCACGCGAGGCUGCAGCCGGGGGCCUCGCGACGCGUAGCCGACUACAACUACUGGCGCCCACGGCUGCUGGCCCUGGAGAAGGCAUUCGCAGACUCAUCGCCGCGGACGCUGAAGCAGUGGUGGCGCGACCGGCGGCGUACGCGUGACUGGGCCACCUUCUGGGUCGCCGCAUUGGCGCUACUGCUGGCCCUGCUUUCCCUGCUCGCUGGCCUUGUGUCGACUGUGUUUGGGGCAUUAUCGUGGGAGGAGUCAAAGGUUGCAAACUCAUACGCGAGCGGGGAGACCACCGUGACGCCGACUUCAAGCUGCUGCUGCUGCGGAGAAUACUCCGGCAGUGACGGCGGCGAGACAAUUAUGGCGAGAAACUACACCUCUGCUACGGGGACGGUGACCGAGACGGACCAUAUCUUCACGCAGGUUGUGACGGUUACUGCAUGGGUGACUACGACAAGGGCUUGGACUGUAACGGUUGUACACUCUAACUAG
Molecule: messenger RNA, 1323 nt
Organism: Ilyonectria robusta
Lineage: Eukaryota; Fungi; Ascomycota; Sordariomycetes; Hypocreales; Nectriaceae
Exons: 3
Coding region: 1-1323 (440 amino acids)
Source: RefSeq, a predicted model, not a curated record